Phalaenopsis equestris is the source of this 1230-nucleotide messenger RNA. RefSeq lists its product as uncharacterized. The record is from RefSeq and is a predicted model, not a curated record. Lineage: Eukaryota; Viridiplantae; Streptophyta; Magnoliopsida; Asparagales; Orchidaceae. The coding region runs from base 1 to 1086 and encodes 361 amino acids. The transcript has 2 exons.
AUGGCAACAACAAACUCAAAAUCUCAACACAGAAUUCGCCGCAGCAGCAGCCUCGAACUCAUCCACCUCGAUGUCCCCCUCAUCUCCACCCGCCGCCCUUCCAACCAGACCUACAGCAACUGCUCGCCGGAGCUCUGCUCCGUCGACACGAGCCGGAGGGUGCCGUUCUUGUGGGAGAGAGAGGCCGGCGUGCCGAAGGAUGGAAGCGGUCGAAAGAAGGAGGAUUUCUUCUUCUUCCCUCCUAAGCCGCCGCCUGGCCGAAGAGCAAACCCAGUGCCGUAUGUUUAUUACAAUGACACUGAAGAUGAUGGGAAUGAUGGAGAUGUUGAUAGCUGCAGCGAUGGGGACAGUGAGGAAGAGCGCUGGGUUUGUGAUACGGUUGACAAGGUUUCGUUGCCCUGUUCAUCCGCGCUGGAUUGCAGGGAGUUUAGAGGAGUUCACGGGUCACCCAGCUUCAUCAUGAACCGGUUCCUCCCAGCCGCCAACGCCAUCGCCACUCAUUCAACUCCAACAAUCCCAAAACACCCAACCCGCAGAUCGUCUCCUUCCACUCUCUCUCACCGCUUACAGCGCGAGCUCAUCAAAUCACAGCAACAAAAACAAGCCGCCGCCGCCGCCACCGCCGCCACCGCCACGAAAUCAUCAUCUUCAAACGCCAUAACAGCCCAACAAUCCCACCACCCUCAUCUCCCUUCCAAAUCCUGCGGCCUCCACUCCUUCUUCCCAUGGACAUUAAAGCAAACACCUUGCGGGCACAAAAACCCUGUCCUUUGCCAGACUCACAGACCUGCUAAUGAGAUAUCGGGUAAGAGAAACAAGAGAUUCUCUCUUGAUGCGUUGAGGAUGAACGAGAGGGUUGAAGAUAAUUUGAGUAGCAAGGCGUUUAAAUCUCCAGGGUGGGGGUUGCCAUUCCUGGAUACGAGCAGGCUGAGACUGAGAAGAAGGGAUGAUGAGAGGGAGAGAGGAAGAGAGUUUACGGAAGGAAUGAGAGGUGGUGGGAAGCCUUCUUGGAGUCUUCCUAGGCUGCAGAAGCCAUCAGAGCCAUGGCUUUCUCAUGCUUUGAAUCAUUUUAAUGGCAGAUACUGAAAACUGCUUCGAAGAUGAUGGGCUAUAUGUAUGGUUGGUGAAUAUCAUUUCUGAUAUAAAAAUGUGUUGAUUUGAACUCUUUUAAAAACAUUUGUUGUAUGUUGAUGUUUAGAAGGUUGUAUGAAUUGUGAUACAUUUGUUGAA